Cyanistes caeruleus (blue tit) is the source of this 768-nucleotide messenger RNA. NCBI's taxonomy places the organism in Eukaryota, Metazoa, Chordata, Aves, Passeriformes, Paridae. The record is from RefSeq and is a predicted model, not a curated record.
CCCGACAGCCCCCGGGGAGGCUCCUCUGGCAGAGAAGAAAUACAAACCCCUGAACACGGCCCCGAAUGCGGCCAAGGAGAUCAAAGUGAAAAUCAUCCCCCCACAGCCCAUGGAAGGCCUCGGCUUCCUGGACGCCCUCAACUCCGCGCCCGUCCCCGGCAUCAAGAUCAAGAAAAAGAAAAAAGUUCUGUCCCCGACGGCAGCCAAGCCCAGCCCCUUCGAGGGGAAGCCGGCGCCGGAGCCCAGCGCGGCCAAACCGUCGUCACCGGAGCCGGCGGCCGCAGAGCCCAUGGACACGGAGCGGCCGGGAACGCCCGUGCCGGCCAUCGAGGUGCCCGAGCCCAUGGACACAGGCUCGUCAGAGGCGGGGGGUGACCCCAAGGCCACCGACGUCCCCUCCGAGGGGGGCCCGGCCCCGCGCAGGCCCCGCAAGAAGAAAUCGGUGUCGUGGCCCGAGGAGGGGCGGCUGCGCGAGUAUUUCUACUUUGAGCUCGACGAGACCGAGCGAGUGAACGUGAACAAGAUCAAGGACUUUGGCGAGGCGGCCAAGCGGGAGAUGCUGAAGGACCGGCACGCCUUCGAGACGGCGCGGCGCCUCAGCCACGACUCCAUGGAGGAGAAGGUGCCCUGGGCCUACCCCAAGGCCCUGGAUCUGCCGGCGCCGCUCGUCAUCCCCGGCAGCGGCAGCCGCGAGCGCUUCACGCAGGCCGAGCGCGUCAAGGGCAUCCUGCAGGAGAUCUUCCUCUCCAAGGAGAGGUGAGCGGGAAU